AGAAUAAGCCUCCCCUCCCUCCCUGAGAGCACAGCCAGUUUUGCUCUCUUGGACUCCCAGCCACGGUUGGCUGCAGCAUCAUUGGGAUUCGAACUCACAAUCGCCAGCCAAUAGGGCAAACGCUUUUCUGUUGCCCCACUCGGGAGCCCUGGGAUAUUUGUUUUUGGGAUGACUACCUUAACUGCAGUAGUAUUUCAGUGCAGUAAGCUGACUGUCAGCAGGCAUUGCCCAUUUGUGCUAACAAAAUGUAUGAGGACAGUAUUUGUGGAGCAGAACAUUAAGCACAAAGAUUUUGCUUUGUGCUGCUGAUUUUAACGCACAUGUUAUUGUUGAGUGUGCUUGCCUUCAUAAAUGGCCCCUUGUGUAUCUCUGCGAUUCUGAAACACUCAAUUUAGACACUGUUAAUCUAAAACACAGAAGACAAACUUGCUUCGUAAAUUUGCCCUUUGUUCCAAGUCAUUCUUAUAAUCAGUGUUAAAGGCUAUUUUUGCCUUUUAAAGUGUCUUCCUUACAGAGGGACUUCUGUUCACAGAUUGUUUUGAGAAAGAAAUGCUAGAUGCUAGCGUGCAGUUCAGGGUUAAAAGCCUGAGAACAGCUAAAUUGGAAACACGUUUAGACAAACAAUGCGUCAGUAUUGGGGGAAUUUAAGAAGGCGCGAGGCAGGCUGAGGGCUAUUCAUCAGGCCCACGCAAAAGGAAGUCAUGCUAUACGCCAGUCUGGGGAGUACUAAGCCGUGCAGGGGAACAAAUUCCAGAGGAAAAAAAAAAAAAGAAACCCCACUUUCUCCCUCCUUCUCUGUGUUUGCAAUAUUUUCAUCCCUGGAGCUGGAGGAUUUUUCUUUCUGAAGUGGCUUUCCUGAAAGAGGAAAGAGUAGGUUGGUGUAGGUGGGGAGAUUCAGGGCCAGGACAAUUACAUAACACAAUCCCAAAUUGCUCAACUUGUUGAAGAUACAGGAAAAAGGUGUAUCCCUGUGUACAUUGUGUUGCUUUCUGUUCACUCUUAUGCAUGGGGUUCUUCUAGGGAUGGCAAAUACUAUGCAGUGGUGGACAAAUCUUGAAUUCUUUAGCUAGACCACCAUGCAAAUGAAAGCUCCAAUGUGCUUCUCAGUCCUGUGUUAGGUUUGCCAAGAAGCCUAUAGGAUAAAAAUCUAAUUAUGUGCAUUAAUACAGAAUAUGGAAAAUGAUCAAGUGCUUGAAUCCCUGGGAGGGGCAACCAUAGUCUUUAUCUUUGUUUAAAAAAAGGCAGAAAAUCUUUGACUAACAUUUUAGUCUAUGAGCCGUGGUGUUCUAUCACGAGCCACACUAAAUGAUGUAUUUAAAUGUAAGCUGACUGUGAGCAUUAGGGUCAUCUAACAGGUUCUGUGCUGCAUUGUGCUGCAUUUUGCUCAGUUUUACAACUGUUUCCACCGUCCUUCGUAUUCCUGAUUCUGGAAAGAUUAUCUAGCAUCCUUUCAAGCCUAAUCGUAAUUAGUAUGCCUAGUAAAAACAGUUCCUACCAACAGCCAAACCACAUCCUCUGUUCACGUGCGCAGUGCAGCAGGUGACGGGAUUCGGAAAAGAGUAGCACGCGCCACAGCAUGGAGGUAUAAAUAUAUGAAAGAAUAUAUGAUGUGCAACUGUGAAUGAAAAGCUAAUGGCCCAGAUACAAAACCUGUUUGUCCCGGGCUACUAAUUUGUCUAUCCCUGCUAUGAUAUGGUAUCAAUAUCACCACUUCUCUGAGAGCACUGUGGAUGUCACUAAUACGUUUGUAACACUGGACAACUUUGUUGGACAUUUAAACAUUUCCUGCAAAAGUGUUUCUUGUUUAAUAUUAAAUAAAAAACCUUUUUUUUCCAUCUUGCUCUACUCUUGAAACUUUGGUAGCAAUCCCUGGGCAAUGCUAAAUAUUAGGAUAUGCAUUAUGUACCAUGAAAAUGUCUUCCAGGAUUGUAAUAUGAGAUUUUUACUGUGUUCCUCAACCCCAGUUUUAUUCUGUCAGUCUUCAUUAGUGGAAAAGUGGCUGCAAUAACUGUGCCACAUGAGAAGGUCUCACAUCAUGUGGUGAGGAAAUCUGUUUAGUUCUUAACUAUUCUGCAUCAAAGAGGGUGGAUUUUUGUAUUGCACACUCACAGACCAUCUUGUUGCAUUACAUCUGACUGUUACUAUGUGACUUAACAGGUGUAAGGGUUUUAGCACUUCAUGUCUAAAUUUGGAAUAAGAAGAACUGCUUUAUCUAAUACUUUAUUAAAAUGGCUGCUGAAUGAGUUUUAAGGAGUAUUUGGAAAUCGGCACACUUUUAAAAGUGCCCCAAAUAUUUACAUAGUUAGAUUUAACCAGUGAGUUAAAGAAAUUUGAUGUGUUUUUAUCCACUCUCAGUCAUUUACUACACUAUUGAAAAAUGAUCCUCAGGUUGAUAUGGAAGUUGUCAGGUGUGUGUGACUGAACAUUUAGUAGCUGCUUACAGCAUUUGUUCUCAGUCAGUUCCUGCGGGAUGCCCAGUGUUGCACAGUUCAGUGUCUUUCCUGUCAUAACACACAUGUAAAUGAAUGAUCAUGUUCUUGCAUGAGUUGAGUCAGAGAAAUAAUUACACAGUAUAGAGAAGAUAUGUGAAAUCACAUGACCCUAAGAUUCCCGUAUUGAACACAUAAAGGCACAAGCCUAGAAAAAAAACAUUGGUUGCACAGAAUAAAAAUUGGAUCUUUCUCUUCACACUAUGUUGCUUUAAUUCUUUAAACAAAACAUUCUCUCUUUCAUUCUUCUUCAGUAAGCACUUUAUCCUGGUCUGGCUCGCAGAGGAUCCGGCGUCUUUCCUGGGAAAACAGCAUGCAGGGCAGGAAUACACCCUGGAUGGGACACCAUUCAAAUGCAGAGCAAAACACACACACUAUUUCACACCUAGGGCCAAUUUAGAGAACUAGUCUACCUACCAUGUUUCCUUGAGAAACGCCUUUCAACAAGGAAAAGUCAAGUGGUCACAGGGAGAAUAUGUUAAACACAGACAAUAACCAAGAUGCAGGAUUGACCCUGGACGAUGGAAAAAAAAAAUCAUGUUAGUCACCUCACCCACUAGUUCAUUCUCUACGUUUCACCUAUCACACAAUCGCUACCAACCAGGGAGGGCGAAGACUAACACAUGCUUCCUUCCAAUCUUUUCAGACUGCUGCUCAUGCAGCUUCACAGCAGCGGCGUGACACACUCGGAGGAAAGCGCUAUCUGCCGUGUUCCAUAUACAUGAGCACAAAAAAAAAAAAAAAAAAAACACACCAUGAUAGUGUAGUGUUGCUCUGAUUGACAGAGGAGAGAAUAGUACCAUCCUUCCCAUCCAGACAGCAUGAUCAAUUUUGCUUGUGGAUCAUGAGCCAUGAAUGUCUGUGGCAUUGUCAGAAUUGGAAUUUGUGAACUCUUUUCUUUUCUGAAUGAAAUGUGUACACAUAUAAGGACAACUUACAGUGGUCUAUAGAAGCUCAUACCUCCUUAGUCAUAUCAUUAACAAUAAUCAGUAGCCAGUGAAAAAAACAGAAUCCUUCUACUGUGUAAACUGUACAUUUGCUAUUAUAAAUGCCAGCAUUCUUUUCCUUCGUGUAUUCACAGGACUUUCUGCAUAUAAUGCACCUUUAUAACACAUCAUCAAUCAAAAUUCAUUUUAGGAUGAGCAAAGUUCAACAGACAGAUAUAUAUUGUGUCGCACACACAAGCCUUUACCUGUGUGUGAUUCUAUAUUUAUAGUAGUGCAUCUGUAUCCUACUCUAUUCGAGUGCACACUCCAUAUUUGGCAGCGUGAACAGCCAGAUGUGUAUAUAUGUGUACUUUGGUAUGUGUAUGUGUGUUACAAUUUGACCUGAUACAACAAUCAUGUUGUAUGUAGGAAUGAUGGAAAAGUAGGUUAGGGAUGGAGAUCUCAGCCCAGUUGUGUAUAUGUGAUGUUUGCUCUUCCUGAGAGGCUGUUUAAUUGCACUGCAUGUGUUUUUGUGUGUGCGUGUGCGUGUGUGUGUGUGUGUAUAGGAUAUGAGAGUUUAGGAUUACUAGCUGCUGCAAUCCUUUUCCUGGAAUGGAUUAAAUGUAGAACUCCCUGCUUCACUCAAUAUGAAGUAGUCAAUCUCCCAUAUAUAGAAAUUCCACUAAACUGAUUUUCCACGCUUGUUAAAAGACCUCAAUCUGACUUUUCACCUUCUGUAUUAUUGUAUUUAAUACAGUAACUUCUUCUAUACGUUCCCAGGUUUCUCCCAACUCAGAAAUACGUUACUGAGUCAUUAUACCUGGUUCAUGACCUUUUGCCAAGACGACCAACUGGCAAAGGAAUUUCUGUUAUCUAAAUAUCUACAGAUAAGUCAGGACAGAAAUCCCUAGACUUAAAUAUUAUGCAUCAUUGUCACUAUGUGCACAGACAGUGAUUUCAUAAAACUGAUACGGUUUGAAGGCAGUAAGUGGGUCAUGGCGUUUCCCAGCAGGCCUAGCAGGAGUGAGGGCAUGCUAUGUUUGUACACAGUUUUAACGGCAGUCUUCAUGUAUGUCAUUUUGCAUCACGUCACAUGUCUGUUUGAGUGUAUCACAGCUGCUCUGUUUUUCUGAGCAAUCCUGAGCAGUCUCAGUAUAAAAAAACAUGAGCUUAAAUACACUGUUGCACAAUGUAUGACAUGGACCGUGCACUUUUCCGGAUGUAUAUUCAACUUAAGAAUGUAGAGAGAUGAAGUUGCAACUAUACUAUUGAUAUCAAGUUCUCAGUGACCUCAACUGGUUGGAUUGGUUGUAAAAUUAAUUUGACUCCAUUUCUUAAUCCAGCCCGCUAACACAUUACUGCAUUAGACUAUCCUGCAUCUUUCAUAUCACACAGCUGUUCCAUUCUGAAUAUCGGGGUCAACCAUUUAAAAUAGAAACAUUUAAUACCAUGACAACUAGUUCAUAUUUCAUAAUGUACUGUAUAUUAGACAAACUGAUCUAUUGCAGCUUGUCUCAUUUCUAGCUUCUCAGCUUUAUUUAUGUAAUCUUAACAUAUUUCACAUAUGCAUCAGAAAGUCCUGAAAAAUGUAUUUCACCCAUUUUUCAUUAAACCACAGUCAGCAAAUAUCCAACCUGAAAGUUCUCAACUGCAGUAGAGUUAUUUCUCAAGGCUAGAAUAUGAAAUAAUCCAUAUUAUGUUAGUCAAAUGAGAAGUAGCAGUGGGAUGAAGUCUAAAAAAAAAAAAUCUCACAGACCCAGUGUAGGAGGAUAAGUCCUGACACGGCUGGCUUUUUACAAUUACUUUAGUGUAACCCAGGGGAAAAAUAUGUCACUUCUUCCUGGUAUAGAGGUGAACAUGAGUGGUCCCAGAAGUUCCAGGUGUAAUACAUUGCAGUAAUAAUUAAAACCGACCUGGGAAGCAAUAUUAGAAAAACAUUGGCAUGUUUGCUUCAAAAUUUCAGACUAUCAUUAAGUCCUUACAGCUGGAUUUGUAAUAGCAAUGACUGCUUCACGUCUUAGAAUUAAAACCACUUUGUGCAUUUUCACACUUUACUAUGAUUAGUGAAGUGUGAAUACUGUUUUCAAGCCCAGAAAACCAAUCCCUGAUCGUCUUGAAAACGGUGGUCUGGUUUUGCUUCAGCUCAACCCUGAUGUGGUCCACAUUAGGUGUGGAAGCUAUUCAUAGUCGGCGCCGCAUGUCGCUUAACAUAAAUUGUUUAACUUGUCGCGUUACCUCCUGUUUUUACUUUCCUGAUGCUGGGGAAAGUUUAAUAUGCUUAUUGAUAUGUAAGAUCAGACUUUCUUGGACCAGAGUACUGUACCUUGGACCUUUGUGGUAAAAGUGCUUGCAAUGAAACAUAGCGAAAAAAUGCACGUCUCAUGCUGGCUUGCAUGGCUAAAAACCUUAUAUGAGAGUGGCUCCUUGUUUGCAGUAUUUCUGCACGAUGGCAUUUCAUGCAUCCAAAAAGAGCUGUUCUUCAUCGCUUGAGUGUUGAUACCACAGGAAAAAGGAUGCAAACCUGUGUGCACAGAAGUGACGUACGGAACUGUGCAUUCGAUCUGUAGUUCAGAAGGAUUUGUUCCUGUGAUUAUGAACAAGCCCAGAAUCUGUCCUGGGUGUGGACUUAAGUAUUUGGACCAAGAACAUUCCUGACAAAAUGUGUGUGGCAAAAGUGAGGCCAUUAAUAAAAAAAAAAAAUCUUCUUACAAAACCAAUAAGAGGCAUUGUGACCGGACGCUCAGUCUUCAUCUUUCAGUCAUAACAAAGCGGUCUCCCUCUCACAUCUACAAAAAGUGCGGACUUGGAAGAGACCAACCCCUGUCUCUCGUUGUUCGUUUCCAGAUGUGGUGUCUGGAGAGCCAGAGCCAAUAUAAACAGGCCUGUUUGCCUCUAUCAGUCAGCAGGAAUCAGACACUAAACUCAUUUCCUGAGUGAGUCAUCAGAGGGACAGUGAGGGGAUCAGAGACAGGACAUCUUCAGUAAAGCACACGUGACCCCCUGCAAGCACGAAUCCAUGGGUAAAGCAGUUCAUUGGAAAGCUGCUUGUAAGACGAGCUGGUAAUAACAGAGCUCAAGUCUUCCAGAGAUCCAACAUGCUUUAGUUUUUCAAUUAGACCCAGACGUUGGCUGAAACUUUAUGGAGAAAUGUUCUGUCUGGUUAACAAUCGUUUCAAAGUUUCCACUUCAGUCUCCACAGUCGCAAAGAGCCGUUUGCUUAGCAAGACUGUAACUGAUCUGUUUGUUUGUCCUUAUGUGAAGGCGUUUGGGAGAAUGCAUUAUGAUUCAGCUGGCGUGAUUGGAUUUAAAUGGCCCUGAGGAUUAAUUUUAGGAGGCAUCAGAACAUGCAGAGGAGAAUAUGUGGCAGCCAGUGAGAAGGGCUAGAUACACUAUUAGCAUUGGAGCAGGAAAUUAGCGAGAGGCAGAUGAAUAGAAGAAAUGCAGUGCAAUCCCUGUCAGGUACUAAUUAAAGACGGACAAGUAAGCACUGUUCCCAAAACUACAUAAAUCGGUGGGAUUUGUAAAUGAGCCAGUGCACAGCUGGUUUGAAUGUGUUUUUUAUUCUGGGAUACAAAGAGGAAGCUUUUGUUUUUAAUAUAUUUUUUCUAAAUUGUGUGCAGACAUUAAAUGGGCUUAAUGCCUACCGAGGGAGAGGAAGUGAGGUCUUUUAUUGUGGAGUGGAUGGAUUUCAUCGGGCAAAAAUGAAGUAUAAAAUGAGAACGUUAAAAUGAAUCUAGGCAUGCUGCUUGGGAUGCAAGAUGACCUGGUGGUGCUAUUUAAAAUCACGCCAUGGUUGAAACAUCAGACUAUUAAAUUGGAGGUAUGACUGGAACAGUCAUUAGAAACUCUAAUAGGUUACAUUUCUAGAAGAAUGCAGGCUCCUUGAAUGCCAUGGCUUCCUAUUCAGUGACACUUAUUCAGACAUUCCUUUUAAGAACAGAAACUCUAGAUUGUCUUUCUGAUUUGUUUUUUUUUUCCAGCUUGGGUAAAAGCAGGAUAUUUUCCAUUGUAGAUGACUUCUACAGACUAAUGAGCUGUGCAGUCUUCUUUUUGAGGAAAUGAUUGUGACACGUUGUGUCCAUGGAACCUCCUGUCUUUUCAUGAGGUACACUACGAGUCAAAAAGUCGCACAUGCUUUUGUAGGGUUUUAUGGUAGGGUCCUAUAGAAUAUCACAUAGGAAAUAAUUCAGUGACCAAGAAAAGUGUUAAAUUCAUCGAAAGUACUUUUUGAACGUAAAGUUCCCAAUAGGCAGAGCUCCUCCUUUUCAUUUAAGUUCUAAAUGAAAACUGUGUUUGGGGAAAACUAUUUAAUUUUAUCUUCCUUUGAUUUUUUUAAAGUCAAAAACUACUUAUUAAAUAUACAUUUUGAUUCUGAUUUUUUUUUUCACAUUGGUGUUCACUUUACUGGUGACAUUUGCCAUAACUGUUUCAACCAUAAGCCUUCAUCAAAGAACAGAUUAUCAGUAAAUCAGCAGCAUAACAAGUCCCAUAACAGCAACUGAGCCUGAAAGAAUAGAGCUGAUAAAGAUACAGAGUCUGCAGUUCCACAUUGUGUGUAGUAUAGUGUAACAAAAAUACGUAUUUGUGCCUUUAAGUGGGCUUUGAUGACUAGCUUGUGGCCCGUCAAGACUGAAUUCUGAGUGAGCUUUUCUUCCCCAGUGUGUUUUGGCAUUUUUCUCCAUCAUGAGGUGGACUUCAUGAGGCCACGUUUCCUCAAGGCAGCAGAUAGAUAGACCGGUUUAACCUGAAUGCCUGCUUGCUGUAGGUAUGCAAACGAUGCCCUCGGAGUUUCAGAGCCUCUGUGCAAACACAGACAGGUUGGCAGGGUGUUUUUGGUGGGGGUAAAAAAAUGAAAUCUGGAUGCCAAAGUUUGGAUUCGUACAAGAAAACAGGGCACGUAUCUACCAUGCAGGACAAGGAAAGUGAGACAUGGAUAGGGAGCCAAGUACCUGAGGAUCUGUCCUUAGAUGAGAGGGAUGAGCUGACAAGCAUACGGCGCAGGAAAAAAGAACUACUGGAUGACAUUGAGCGGUUGAAGUUUGAGAUUGCAGAAGUGAUGACGGAAAUCGAGCAGCUCACCUGUGUGGGAGAGAGCAAAACCACACAGAGAAACAAACAGAUUGCCAUGGGAAGAAAGAAAUUCAACAUGGAUCCCAAAAAGGGGAUCCAGUUUCUUUUGGAGAAUGACCUCCUGCAACACACCCCUGAAGAUAUAGCCCAAUUCCUCUACAAAGGGGAGGGUCUAAACAAAACAGUCAUUGGGGAUUACUUAGGGGAACGGGAUGACUUCAACAUUAAAGUACUCCAGGCCUUUGUGGAGCUCCAUGAAUUUGCAGACCUCAAUCUUGUCCAGGCGUUAAGGCAAUUUCUGUGGAGCUUCAGGCUGCCGGGCGAGGCACAGAAGAUCGAUAGAAUGAUGGAGGCCUUUGCGUCCCGGUACUGUCAGUGCAACCCAGGAGUCUUCCAAUCCACAGACACGUGUUAUGUCCUGUCCUUUGCGAUCAUCAUGCUGAACACCAGCCUUCACAACCCCAAUGUCAGGGACAAGCCUGCCGUUGAACGCUUCAUCUCCAUGAACAGGGGGAUCAACGAGGGAGGAGACCUACCAGAGGAGCUGCUCAGGAACUUGUACGAGAGCAUUAAGAGUGAGCCCUUUAAGAUCCCGGAGGAUGAUGGCAACGACCUGACCCACACGUUUUUCAACCCCGACAGAGAAGGCUGGCUGCUUAAGCUAGGAGGAAGAGUGAAAACCUGGAAAAGGCGGUGGUUCAUUUUAACCGACAACUGCCUGUACUACUUCGAGUACACAACGGACAAGGAGCCACGGGGAAUCAUCCCUCUGGAGAACCUCAGUAUCAGAGAGGUGGAUGAGCCCAGGAAGCCUAACUGUUUUGAGCUCUACAACCCCAGCCACAAGGGUCAGGUGAUCAAAGCGUGUAAGACGGAGGCUGAUGGCCGGGUGGUGGAAGGGAACCAUGUGGUCUACAGGAUAUCAGCCCCCACACCAGAGGAGAAAGAGGAGUGGAUCAAGUCUAUAAAAGCCAGCAUCAGCAGGGAUCCCUUCUACGACAUGCUGGCUACCAGGAAACGCCGCAUCGCCAACAAGAAGUGACGCGUGCCUCGUCGCCAUCCGUGAAGCCUUGUGACAUCAUCAAUGUAGGACUUUGUCACGGUGGCCGAUUCUCCACAAUUUAAACCCAUCAUCUCUUAUUUCGCUCUGUUUUCCCUCCAUGUGUCAGAGCAAAAUGCGGCCGCUGUUGCUUUCCCUGCACUUGCAUGGAUGUCAGCGCGCACACAUGGACAGCGCACGUGAGAGUCCAGAGGUUUACGGAUUGAUGGGAUGCGACCAUGAAAUCCCAGUGUGCUCAGACCUCAGUCUAUCCCCAGUCACUAAAGCAACACUUUGCUCAUGUGAUUAGUAAGAACAGAAAGCUGGAGCCAGUUAGGAUUAUGGAAAUGAACUGGCGUCCAGUAGCUGUUCUAUUUAUUAUCAAGUAAAUUUAAGCUCUUAGUGUAAGGUGUUUCUUUAAUGACCAGUGAGAGCUACAGCGUACUCCAAUCAUCCACACAUUAUAUUCCACAUUGUCAUUCCACUGCAGCUCUAACUGACAUAGACUAUUAUCUCACUAUGGUGCUGAACGAGUUUCUGUCUGUGCAAUUUGUUCAAGAAAAACAGCAAAAAAAGCUUGAAAGGUUUCUAAUAUAAAUGUCGGAAUGCAAUUUAACACUAUGUGGCAGUCUUAAGUCAGCUGGACUGAUUUCUUUAAUUUGUUGACAGAGUACUAGAGGAAAUACAGGUAUGUUUUUGCAUCCUUUUAGCUUUCUUUGUAAAUGGGCUGGUGCCAGUGAGUUUAAGCUUUCUGUUUAGUCCUUAGAAAUGAGCAUUAAGAGAGACCACAGGGCUAAGGCCUCUGUUAAGGAAUGUGUGACUGAAGCUAUUAAGACACAAAUGUAACACAAAUGUCUGUUUUAUGGAGUUUUCUAUUGGUUACACCCUUGGGGGCCUUGAGCCACAUGUAUCACUCUACUCAGUGUACAAGUGCUGAUCAGGGAUCAGUCUUUACUCUUGUUUAUAAUUAUAUGGACAAGUGUGAUCCUAGAUCAGUUCUUUACUCUGAGACUCUUGAUGUAGAAGUUUGACAAUGUAUUGCUGUGUUGUGAAUGUUUAUCCCUGUUAAAAGCUAAAAUUUUGCUUGCCUUUAUGUUCCCUUUACAAACAUAAGUGAAUAUCUUUUUAUAUUUAUUUUCUCUGUGAAAUGUUUGACCUGUAAUUGCUGAUACUAUGGACUUAAGUUAUGUGUAAAUAAUGUAAACAGUUGUCUUCUUUGUGUAUGUAUGAGUUACUGCAUAUAAAUCACAACAGCUAUGG
Molecule: messenger RNA, 10784 nt
Organism: Pangasianodon hypophthalmus (striped catfish)
Lineage: Eukaryota; Metazoa; Chordata; Actinopteri; Siluriformes; Pangasiidae
Gene: cyth3b
Product: cytohesin 3b
Exons: 13
Coding region: 8265-9527 (420 amino acids)
Biological process (GO): regulation of ARF protein signal transduction
Molecular function (GO): guanyl-nucleotide exchange factor activity
Source: RefSeq, a predicted model, not a curated record